AUGUUGCUGACAUUGCAACGAGGGGAGUCCGCCGCCAACGACCUUAAGCCAGAAUCACGAUGGAUAAAUGGCCCAGAUUUCCUAAAGUCCGAUAAGUCAGAGUGGCCCAUCGAUGAUAUUCCUGGCCCACCUUCUCCAACCGCCCAGAGGGAGAUGAAGAAGAAAGUGCUAGGAGCAAAGGUGGUUGUGCCAAAGCUUCUUGAUCCAGCCAGCUAUUCCAACUGGCUGAAGCUUGUUCGCGUUACAGCAUGGAUUCUGUGGUUCUGUCAUAACCUGCGUAAGAAAGAUCGGCGGAACGCAGAAGUUCUAAGUGUCGAAGAAUUGGAGGAAGCUGAGCUGUAUUGGAUCAAGUCUGCACAACAAGAUCGUUUUGGAGUUGAAAUCGAGUCAUUGUCGAAAGGUCAUCCUGCCGCGCAAGCUAGUUGGAUCGCAGAUCUUAAUCCACAGUUGGUGAAUGGAAUUUUACGUGUUGGAGGGCGUAUUGACAAAGCCGAACUGCCAUGGGAAGCAAAGCAUCCCAUCAUAUUAGAUCACGGACACGACAUCACUCGUCUGAUUGUCAUCCAUUACCAUCGGAAACUGAUCCACGCCGGAGUUGAGCACGUAUUCAACCAUAUACGCGAGAAGUAUUGGAUUCUACGCGGCCGUUCGGAAGUCAAGAAUUGCACCGUCAAAUGCCCAUUAUGUCACCGACGUCGCAUCCAGCCCCUGACACAGAGAAUGAGCAGCCUACCAUCUAUAUGCCUUGCCGGUGUUAGUAUCCCAUUCCAGAAUGUCGGACUGGAUUAUGCAGGACCAUUUUCUGUCCGUAUUGGUUGUAACCGAAUCGAGAAGCAUUACAUUUGCCUGUUUACGUGUAUGCACAUGCGUGCCGUGCACCUCGAAGUAGCCCACAGCCUUGAGGCAGACUCGUUCAUAAUGGCCUUACGACGUUUCCUAGCUUGGCGUGGAAACCUGGCCCGCAUUUUGAGCGACAACGGUACCAAUUUUGACGGCGCUGAGCGUGAGUUACGAGAAUCCGUUCUUGAAAUCGAUCAAAAAUGA
Molecule: messenger RNA, 1044 nt
Organism: Paramuricea clavata
Lineage: Eukaryota; Metazoa; Cnidaria; Anthozoa; Malacalcyonacea; Plexauridae
Source: the annotation of a GenBank genome assembly